Messenger RNA from Mus caroli (Ryukyu mouse), 547 nucleotides. It is a transcript of the gene Clps, whose product is annotated as colipase. The record is from RefSeq and is a predicted model, not a curated record. Gene Ontology annotation, molecular function: lipase binding; enzyme activator activity. Lineage: Eukaryota; Metazoa; Chordata; Mammalia; Rodentia; Muridae. Gene Ontology annotation, cellular component: extracellular region. Gene Ontology annotation, biological process: digestion; response to food; positive regulation of catalytic activity.
GCGGGUCACGUGUAGAUAGGGCUUCUUUAAAGGCCCUCUACCUCAGUUGGCUCUUGCCUUCUGCUGUCUGAACCUCCAGCUUCCAUCCACCCCAGCUUUACCAGACACCAUGGAGAAGGUCCUUGUUCUUCUGCUUGUGUCCCUCCUUGCAGUGGCCUAUGCAGCUCCCGGACCCCGGGGUCUUAUUAUCAAUUUGGAGGACGGUGAGAUCUGUUUGAACAGUAUGCAGUGUAAGAGCAGAUGCUGCCAACAUGACACCAUCCUGGGCAUCGCCCGUUGCACACACAAGGCCAUGGAGAACAGCGAGUGCUCCCCAAAGACCCUCUAUGGGAUCUACUACCGGUGUCCCUGCGAGCGGGGCCUGACCUGCGAGGGGGACAGGAGCAUCAUCGGCGCCAUCACCAACACCAACUAUGGCGUCUGCCUCGACUCCAGGCGCUCCAAGCAGUGAGAUCACGAAGUUAGCUGGGCUCUACCUUUUUCUCUUCCUCCCUCUGUCCCAUCUGAGCCAGCCAGCUGUUGGCAAUUAAAAUCCACUUGCAACCUU